Globicephala melas (long-finned pilot whale) is the source of this 1899-nucleotide messenger RNA. It is a transcript of the gene GRHL3, whose product is annotated as grainyhead like transcription factor 3. NCBI's taxonomy places the organism in Eukaryota, Metazoa, Chordata, Mammalia, Artiodactyla, Delphinidae. Gene Ontology annotation, cellular component: nucleus. Gene Ontology annotation, molecular function: DNA-binding transcription activator activity, RNA polymerase II-specific; RNA polymerase II cis-regulatory region sequence-specific DNA binding. Gene Ontology annotation, biological process: regulation of transcription by RNA polymerase II. The record is from RefSeq and is a predicted model, not a curated record.
GUCAGGCAAGAAUUAGAGACGAGCGGUCAGCAGAGCCUUGGUGUGCGGUGCCGAUCCAUCCGUCAAGCCUGCGAGCCUGGGAGCAGGAAGAUGUCGAAUGAACUUGAUUUCAGAUCUGUACGGCUGCUAAAGAACGACCCAGUUAACUUCCAGAAAUUCCCCUACACUAACGAGGAUGAGGCCUGGAAGACCUACCUUGAAAAUCCCUUGACGGCGGCCACAAAGGCCAUGAUGAGAGUCAACGGAGACGAUGAGAGCGUUGCAGCCCUGAGCUUCCUCUACGAUUACUACAUGGGCCCCAAGGAGAAGCGGCUACUAUCCUCCAGCACCGGGGGCCGGAACGACCAAGGAAAGAGGUACUACCAUGGCAUGGAAUAUGAGAUGGACCUCACCCCCCUUGAAAGUCCCACGCACCUCAUGAAAUUCCUGACAGAGAAUGUGUCUGGAGCCCCAGAGUACCCAGAUGUGCUCAAGAAGAACAACCUAAUGAGCUUGGAGGGGGCUGCACCCACACCGGGCAAGGCAACUCUCCUCACCCCAGGCCCCAGCAAGCCGGAAGCUGGCUCUGUGGACGGCUACCUGCUGCCCACCAGUGAUGUGUAUGAUAAUGGCUCCCUCAGCUCCUUGUUUGAGAGCAUUCAUGGGGUGCCUCCCACACAGCGCUGGCAGCCUGACAGCACCUUCAAAGAUGACCCACAGGAGUCGCUGCUCUUCCCAGAUAUCCUGAAAACAUCCCCGGAACCCCCAUGUCCAGAGGACUAUCCCAGCCCCAAGAGUGACUUUGAGUACACCCUGGGCUCCCCUAAAGCCAUACACAUCAAAUCGGGUGAGUCACCCAUGGCCUACCUCAACAAGGGCCAGUUCUACCCUGUCACCCUGCGGACCCCAGCGGGCGGCAAAGACCUUGCCUUGUCCUCCAGCAAAGUCAAGAGUGUGGUCAUGGUGGUCUUCGACAACGAGAAGGGCCCGGUGGAGCAGCUGCGCUUCUGGAAGCACUGGCAUUCCCGGCAGCCCACCGCCAAGCAGCGGGUCAUCGAUGUGGCUGACUGCAAAGAAAACUUCAACACUGUGCAGCACAUCGAGGAGGUGGCGUACAAUGCACUGUCCUUCGUGUGGAACGUCAACGAGGAGGCCAAGGUGUUUAUCGGCAUCAACUGUCUCAGCACAGACUUCUCCUCGCAGAAGGGGGUGAAGGGUGUCCCCCUGAACCUGCAGGUCGACACCUACGACUGUGGCUCGGGCACUGAGCGCCUGGUACACCGAGCUGUCUGCCAGAUCAAGAUCUUUUGUGACAAGGGAGCGGAAAGGAAGAUGCGGGAUGAUGAGCGGAAGCAGUUCCGGAGGAAGGUCAAGUGCCCCGACUCCAGCAACAGUGGCAUCAAGGGCUCCCUGCUAUCCGGCUUCAGGGGCAAUGAGACCACCUACCUGCGGCCUGAGGCAGACCUGGAGACCCCGCCAGUGCUGUUCAUCCCCAACGUGCACUUCUCUGGCCUGCAGCGACCUGGAGGGGCAGUGCCCUCAGCAGGACAUGGCACCUCCAACAGGCUGCCUCUGAAGCGUACCUGCUCACCCUUCACCGAGGAGUUUGAGCCUCUGCCCUCCAAACAGGCCAAGGAAGAUGAUCUACAGAGAGUGCUGUUGUACGUGCGGAGAGAGACUGAGGAGGUGUUUGAUGCCCUCAUGUUGAAGACCCCGGACCUGAAGGGCCUGAGGAGUGCGAUCUCUGAGAAGUAUGGGUUCCCUGAGGAGAACAUUUACAAAGUCUACAAGAAAUGCAAGCGGGGAAUCUUGGUCAACAUGGACAACAACAUCAUUCAGCAUUACAGCAACCACGUCGCCUUCCUGCUGGACAUGGGGGAGCUUGACGGCAAGAUUCAGAUCAUCCUUAAGGAGCUGUGA